UAUCGUAUUAUUAUUAUUAUUAUUAUUAUUUAAUUUAUAUUGUUUGCUUAUUGUAAUUUUAUGUUAUACAUUUUUCAUAUAUUUUCAUAUCUAACACAUACUUUUUAUACAGUACCAGUUUUAGAACCAACAUUGCUGGAGAAAAGACUGUGUGAAAUAUUUGAUAUAUUUGAUACUGCAAAGACUGGUGAAAUAGACGUUAGAGAUUUGGGAACCAUUAUUAGGGCAUUAGGAUGUAUUAUCACCGAAGCAGAAUUACAAGAAAUACAAGUUGAAGUAGAAGAUGUAGUAAACAAUUGUGUGCCAUUAAAUAAGUUUUUAGAAUAUAUGUCUAAAGCUAUUAAUGAACGCAAAUUUAAACCAGCAGAACCAGAAGAUUUAUUAAAAGCUUUCCAAUUAUUAGAUCCCGAAAAUCGAGGAUAUAUUAUGCGAGAAGAUCUAGAAAAAGCUAUGAUGGAAAUUGGGGAACCAUUUUCAAAAGAAGAAAUAAGUAACAUGAUGGCUAUUGCAUGUGAUCCACAAACAAGAAAAAUUAAUUAUGAACAUUAUAUUAACUUAUUGCUCGUGGAGAAAUAUUGAAGCUUACAAUAUGAUCCAAACCCUCCUGUACAGAAUGAUCUCUUGAAUAAAUUAAACUUAAUUUUGAACCUUGCACUGCAACUGGACUCUUAUUUGCUAUCUCUUCUGCAAGUGCAAGUGAGCUAUUUAAUAAACUAAAAAGAAGAAGAUAUAUCUUUAACUGAAUUAUUUAUUCUCAAAAAUAGCAAGAAUCAAGAUCUCAUUAUCUUGUUAUUUGUAUAAAAUAUAAACAUUUUUUUACCUCUCUUGA
This is a messenger RNA of Bombus pascuorum, 829 nucleotides long. Its product is annotated as dynein regulatory complex protein 8-like. The transcript has 3 exons. Lineage: Eukaryota; Metazoa; Arthropoda; Insecta; Hymenoptera; Apidae. Gene Ontology annotation, molecular function: calcium ion binding. The record is from RefSeq and is a predicted model, not a curated record. The coding region runs from base 61 to 579 and encodes 172 amino acids.